Molecule: messenger RNA, 951 nt
Organism: Leptosomus discolor (cuckoo roller)
Lineage: Eukaryota; Metazoa; Chordata; Aves; Leptosomiformes; Leptosomidae
Source: RefSeq, a predicted model, not a curated record
GUCGACCUCAUGCGCACCUUCACCUUCCGCAACUCCAAGCAGACCUACACAGGAAUUCCCAUUAUAGUGGCAAACAUGGACACUGUGGGAACAUUUGAAAUGGCUGUGGUUAUGGCAAAACAUGCAAUGUUCACUGCAGUUCACAAGCAUUAUUCUCUGGAAGAAUGGAAACUGUUUGCUGCCAAUCACCCAGAAUGCCUUGAGCAUGUAGCAGCAAGCUCAGGUAGUGGCAAAGCUGAUUUGGACAAGUUAACAAGUAUUCUAGAAGCCAUUCCGCCUAUCAGAUACAUCUGCCUGGAUGUGGCAAACGGCUAUUCAGAGCACUUUGUGGAGUUUGUGAAGUCUGUCCGUGCACUGUUCCCGCAUCACACCAUUAUGGCAGGCAAUGUGGUGACAGGAGAGAUGGUAGAAGAACUUAUUCUUUCUGGAGCAGAUAUUAUUAAAGUGGGUAUCGGACCAGGUUCUGUGUGUACCACUCGGAUUAAGACGGGGGUGGGCUAUCCACAGCUAAGUGCUGUGAUUGAGUGUGCAGACUCAGCACAUGGCUUGAAAGGACAUAUCAUCUCUGACGGAGGAUGCAGCUGCCCAGGAGAUGUCGCCAAAGCGUUUGGAGCCGGUGCUGAUUUUGUCAUGCUUGGAGGAAUGUUUGCAGGCCAUGACCAGUGUGCUGGAGAAAUUAUGGAAAAGAACGGCAAAAAGGUGAAACUCUUCUAUGGAAUGAGCUCUGAUACAGCCAUGAAGAAGCAUGCAGGAGGAGUCGCUGAAUACAGGGCUUCAGAGGGCAGAACUGUGGAGGUGCCGUACAGAGGGGACGUGGAACUCACCAUCCUGGACAUCCUUGGGGGGCUGCGCUCCACCUGCACCUACGUGGGAGCUGCCAAACUCAAGGAACUGAGCAGGAGAACAACGUUCAUCCGGGUCACCCAGCAGCACAGCCAGGUCUUCUCUUAG